GGUUUUAUCGAUGACGUCAUCUCGGUUCUAUUUUUAAAUCCGGGGAAGUCUGGCCGUCAAUCGGCCAUUUCCGUUCGGCGCCAUGUGACUGAAACGGAAGUCUGCUGUCGUCUGUUUACUAACAAACCAUGGGUAAAGUGUGCGUAGUGUUAGGUUGCCGAAAUCGAGAUAGUCACAAACAGCCAGGAAUCAAAUUCCACAGGAUUCCAAAAGAUGAAGAAAGAAAACAGCUUUGGAUAAAGGCAAUAAACCGAAGGGACCCUUUAACAGGAAAAGUUUGGAUAUCUGGUGACGAGGGAGCCAGAGUGUGCAGUGAACAUUUCAUUGAUGAUAUAAAAGAGCUGUUAAAAGAACUGCUGAUCAAAAGGAGAGAGAAUGCAGAAUGCAGUUGGACUUUUUGAUGACAGCUGAUGGCAAAGAAAAUGAUCAUCUGCCAUUACAAGACUUAGACUGCAAUGUAGACAUGGAAGACAAAAAUGGUAAAGGAGAAUAUGAAAAUUGCAGUAUAUUAUUAAAAAAUGCCAUAAGUGAAAACAAAAUCCUAAUAGAUCAACUUCAACAACUGCAGUUAGAAAAAAAUGUUUUAAAUAAUAAACCACCUUAUAUGAGGGCUUCUAGUCUAUCCCUGGAGAAAACAGAAGAAACAACAAAAUUUUAUACCGGAUUGCCAUCUUAUACAUGUUUUAUUUGGUUGGUGAACUUUGUGACCUGUAUUUUACCUUCUUCCAAUAUUUUGAGUUCAGCAGACAUUCUUCUUUUGGUUUUAAUGAAAUUACGUUUAAAUUCUCCACAUACUGACAUCUCAUUUCGUUUUGGAGUUUCUCUUAGUUUAGUUACCAAUUUAAUUGACAGUGUCAUCCCUCAAUUAGCCCACAAAUUAAAAUGGUUGAUUCAUUGGCCAAAUAAAGAUGAUAUUUUACGCUCUAGACCAGACUGCUUUAAGGAGGCCUUUCCCAGAUGUGUUUCUGUUAUUGACUGUACAGAAGUUUAUAUAGAGACUCCAUCAAAUUUUACAGCCAGAUCUUGUACUUACAGUAACUAUAAGCACCACAAUACAAUUAAGUUUUUAGUCAGUAUUGUUCCGUGUGGAAGUAUUUCUUUUGUUUCACGUGCAUUUGGGGGGAGGACUUCAGAUAAAUUGAUUUCUCUUAAAUCCGGUUACCUUGACUUUAUACAUCAUGGUGAUGUUGUCCUAGCAGACCGUGGCUUUCUUAUUAAAGACGAAUUAGCAUCAAGAGGGGCUGAAUUAAUUAUACCAUCAUUUGUAAAGGGAAAAGACCAGCUAAGUGCCUUUGAAGUGGAAAGAAGCCGAAAUAUUGCACAUGUAAGAAUUCAUGUUGAAAGAGAAAUGGAACGACUGAAAAAUUUCCGUAUUUUGUCUGGAAAGAUGUCAUUGAAUAUGGUGCCACAUUCUGACAGUAUCAUGACAAUUUGCUCUGCUAUUAUAAAUAUGCACCCUAAUAUUGUUCAAUAACAGAUUAACACAUUUCCCUUGAUUAUAGGUAAGGCCAUUGAAAAUUUAAUAUUGGUUUCCCCUAACACAAGAAAAUUUUAAAAGGUCAGCAGGCAAGAAAAACUUUAUUUUUCUAUUAUUGUAGUUCGAAAUAUCUACCAGACUACAAGAAAAAUGUUGACAUCAUAUCUGAUCUAUAUUGUGAUGUCACCUACUUUAAACUUGAAGAAUGAUAAAUAAAACAUUAUUUUGAGAAAUGGUCAGACAAGGAUCAUUUAUAGUUUAAGAGCAAGUAUUACUGGAGGGUGAAAACAGACCCAACAGACUUUAGGUAAACCAACAAUCUUUUUUCCAUGGCCUUAAAAUUACUAAUUUUUAUAUCUCAUCAUGUACAUAACAACAUGUUUCUUGUUGUUUUGUCUAGCCAACAUUGACUUUUAAAACAAAUUCAAUUUUUGAUAUCUGUAUUCAAAUUCAAGAAGUUAUUGUAACAAAAAUUGCUGAGGCAUCACCGAAAGAUA
Mytilus californianus (California mussel) is the source of this 1974-nucleotide messenger RNA. RefSeq lists its product as uncharacterized. The coding region runs from base 383 to 1474 and encodes 363 amino acids. Lineage: Eukaryota; Metazoa; Mollusca; Bivalvia; Mytilida; Mytilidae. The record is from RefSeq and is a predicted model, not a curated record. The transcript is spliced from 3 exons.